This is a messenger RNA of Letharia columbiana, 819 nucleotides long. RefSeq lists its product as uncharacterized. The transcript has 2 exons. The coding region runs from base 1 to 819 and encodes 272 amino acids. The record is from RefSeq and is a predicted model, not a curated record. NCBI's taxonomy places the organism in Eukaryota, Fungi, Ascomycota, Lecanoromycetes, Lecanorales, Parmeliaceae.
AUGUCUUCUCAAACCAUGGCCAACGGCGACAACUCCUCGCAGACAAUUGAUCACCUCACUUCCUACCCUGUCGUCUCCGACGCCAUCUCGACAUUCAAGUCAAACCCCUACGGCAAGAAGUCUCUCGACCUCUCCAACACCGGCUACGAGAAGCUCGUUGCACCCUUCGUCCCUUACGCCAAGCGUCCCUACGGUUAUGUCGCUCCAUACGUCGCUAAGGCCGACUCUCUCGGCUCCGACGCUCUCUCCAGAGUCGACCACACCUUUCCUAUCGUGAAGGAGGACACCGAGAAGAUCAAGGGCACCGUGUUGGACUACGCCUACUUCCCAUUUCGCUUGGUUGGUGACAGCAAGAACUACGUCUUGGAUACCUACUCUAGCGAAUACAAAAAGUGCGGUGGUGAUGGCUAUGUUGCUGGUUCCAAGGCCAUGAUUACUACCGGCUUGGUGGUUACGAGCGAUACACUGUCUUGGUUGAGCACGUUCUUGGGGCAGAAGAAGGAGGAGGGAACUGACUACGCGGCCAAGAAGUACGGCACAGCUUCCAACUACGCCCACGACAAGUCCGGUCAGGCGAUGCAGUACGCAGAAGCGAAGUCUGAGCAGGCGAAGAAUUUGGCAUACCAAAAGAAAGAGCAGGGAAAGGACAUGGCUGCAAAUGCAAAGGACAUGGCUUUCCAGAAGACAGAUGAGGGAAAAGACAUGGCUGCGAAUGCAAAGGAUACCACACAGGCUAAGGGAAACGAGGCCAAGGAUACUGCACAGUCAAAGGGGAAAGAGGCCAAGGAUACCGCCAAGGAGAAGUCCGGCAACAAGUAG